AAAAUUAGAAGUUCAGCUAGAAAACAAAUUUUGACUGUUGGUGAAGACUGUGAUGAUUUUCAUCAACAGAUUCCAUGGGCUUUUCACCCCAUUGCAUUCUCCAUCUCUUAAUGCUACUCUGCACAGAAGAAUCAGUUUAUUCACAGAAAAUAAAGCAUAAGAAUUAUGAGACAGCUGUGCUGGGAAGAAACCUGACCAUUUUCUGCAACAUGACAAGUUUGGCAAAUGUUCUGCAAGUUACCUGGCAGAAAAUCCAAGGCUCUCAGCCACAAAAUAUCGGCACUUACAGUCAUAAAUAUGGAGAAAAUAUUCUCCCACCAUAUGUAAACAGGCUACAAUGCAAUAUCCUGGAACCCAAUGUCUCCUUCAUAACUAUCCAAGAAGUGACAUUUGAAGAUGAAGCCUGCUACAAAUGUCUGUUUAACACUUUUCCACAUGGCAGCCAUGGAGAGCAAACCUGUCUUAACAUUCUAACUGUAUCUGAAUUAGUAACGGAACUCCAUUCUGUUCCUGGCUCUGAAGAUCUCCUUAACCUUCAUUGUUCAGCGGUGGGAAAGCCUGCUCCUAGAAUCUCCAUUUACCCUUCACAAGACCUAGUGCACUCACAAAAGGAGUUCUUUACUGAGAACCCAAAUACCACAGUGACCAUCACUAAAAUAUACAACAUCUCUUUGAAAACUGUAAGGUUAUUGGGUCUCCAGGACCUGGUUGUGUCCAUGACUCACCCCCUAACAUAUAAAGAGAAGAUAGUUUCUCUGCCAGCAAAUCAAGAAGGUACAGUGGAUCAUAUUUUAAAUUGGAUGACAACUACAAUUGUAUUCAUCAUUUUAUUUUUCAAUUCAUGUGUCAUCAAUGCUGUUCUCUGUUUUUAUUUAAAAAAGAAAAGGUCAGAGAACACACCUGUCCCGUUAUCAACACUGAGGUCCACACCAUCACCAACAGAGACUGAGAACUUAAUGGACCACCACCUUCAGACACACCUAAGUAGUAAUCAUUGUCUUGCUCAGCCAUCAUCAGAAGAACUUCCUCCUGGUAACAAACAUAGAGACUCAUAAACAGAUUUUUUUGGGGAAAGUGAGAGACCUUUGAACACUCAGCCCUAAAUAUAAUUUCCCCCAUCAAAUCCCUCCCUUCAGAGCUCAGGUAACCCUGCAGAAGAGAAGGCAGAAGGAGUGGAAGAGCCAGAAGGGAUGGAGAAUGCCAAGAAAAGUCUUCUAUAUUAAUACAAGCAAAGCUCCUAUGUGCUACGGACUACCCCGGCCAGUUAUGGGAGCCCCAGGGAUGAGGGUUCUUGAAGAUUAGGUGGGUAAGGAUUUAGUGGUGACAAACAGAAACAAACAUAGAGACAGUUUGAAUUUGAGUGUAUUUUGCAGGUCUCAAGCAAGGCUUUUUUUUUAAAGAAAACAGAUAUCAUCUCAGGGGUUGUGUUCAGGAAACAAUACCCAAGUGACAUCAUCAUUACUAACACACAGGUUAUCCAACAAUAAAUCAGAAAAUCAUUCAGGGAUAACUGCAGCUAACUGCCUAUUUCUAAGAUCAGGUUAACAAAUUUUUAUGGUCAGUUAUUGUUCGACAUCUGUUGCCAGGUUCACAAAUUGUUUGAUAUCUGUUACCUAGUUUUUUGUGAGUCUUUGAAAUAUUGAGUCAUUUGACUUUUUCUUAUUAAAAAGCUUUCUUUACCAAACAUUAAAACCACUUUCGAUCACACAUGUACAGCCAUAUGAAAUUUUAUUGUUGGGAAAGUUUUAUCAAUACCGUUACUAUUUACUUAUGUGAAUGACGAGAAUGAUUCGAAAAGCAUUGGUUUCCAGGAGACAAGGUCAUGGCCAGUAACCACGUCUCAGGAUGGUUUAUCAUUUAUAUCUUUGUUUAAAAUGUCAGCUUGGGCUUUUAGGAACAGUUUGUCAAUAUGAGUAAAGAAUAGAUGAACAGAGAUUGCCAUGAGAACUAUGGCUCGAUAUUUUUCUCUGGCUGAGAGUUCCACAACCGUUUCCAGGAGACCUCCUUCUUUUGAAGUUAUCACCUCAGUCAUGGAACUUGUCCCACAGAAUCUUCUGGAUUUGAUGGGACACAUAUGAACUCACAGAAACUGAGGCAGCAUGCACACAACCUUCACAGGUCUGCACCAGGUUCUCUGCAUGUAUAAUUAUGGUUUCCAGUUUAGUGGUUUCAUGGAAUUUCUGAGUGUGAGAAUUUCUUGGUCUCUUGAUUUUUUUGUUAGUCUUCUCUUGGCCUCUUUUCCUUUUGCUGGCUUCGCUUGUCCAACUGUGAUGUGAUAGUAUCUGUUUUAUUUCAUUAUAUUUUGAAGACAGUAAAUGGAUGGAUGAAAACCUAACUACUAGAGUAGAGGUUAAUAACUGAACUGUCAUUUAUACCUGCUGUGAGAGUUUUCUCCAAUAGUGGGAUAUCAACUACUCUAGUACAGUAUUCAUGUUCCAGAGGAGCUGACUGACUUAUAUGGACUUCAUAGUUGUUGUUGUUUUGUUUUGUUGGGUUUGUUGACUAUCUCUUUUUUCCUUUUUGAGCGUUUAUUUUGUUUUUUAGGUUUUGGUGGUUUUGUUAUUGUAUUGGGUUAUGUUUAGUUUUUGAGAAAGACCUUGAAGUUGGGAUAGGGAGCAAAUCAGGAGGACUUGAGAGAGGUGUAGGAAGGGAUAAAAAUACAUUUAAAUUAAAAAGUGAUGUAAACAAUAAAAGGCAUAAGAGAAAAGAAAAAUGUUAUAAAACAGAAAAAAGUCUUGG
Mesocricetus auratus (golden hamster) is the source of this 2739-nucleotide messenger RNA. Its product is annotated as OX-2 membrane glycoprotein-like. Gene Ontology annotation, biological process: negative regulation of macrophage activation; regulation of immune response. Gene Ontology annotation, molecular function: cell-cell adhesion mediator activity. The record is from RefSeq and is a predicted model, not a curated record. Lineage: Eukaryota; Metazoa; Chordata; Mammalia; Rodentia; Cricetidae. The transcript is spliced from 6 exons. Bases 75 to 1055 code for a protein of 326 amino acids.